UCCAACGGCCGCGGCGGUGCCGCCUGUCAGUGCGAACGCGAGCUCGCCGGGGCGACCGGAGCAGGGGUGGGCGGCCGGCCGGCCGAGCGAGCGAGCACACAAAGGACGGCCACCGCCAGUGUCGGCUGAGCCACCAUGACUCGCAUUUUAUGACACAGUCGACUGGACUUUCGCGGGCUCAGCCUGCCAUUUUAUUUUGUUUUUUAAAAUAAACUCCCAUUCAUUGGAGUAUCACAUUCAUAGGCCGCGUCCUUAGGAAGGCGGUCAUUGAGGUGAAUUAAUGCGUCGAUUCUGCUGAGCAACGGAGGGGAGAAGAGAAAAAUAUACUGGAUAAUUAUUUGGUAAUUGGAGGAUAAUCAUUCUUAUCUGUUUGGCGAUGGUGGAUGUGGAUUUCGCUGGCUGCGGUGCAUCUGGCGAUGGUAGCGGUCGCAACAGCCGGAAGAUGCUGGAGCUGCCCGACUCUGACUGUGCUGAGGUUGUACCGCUGGAGCUGUACGAUUCAUCCAGGGCUAAAAUAGCCGCUAAUCUGGCCUGGAUCUUUUCCAAAGCAUACGGAAUAGAUAAUAUUCCUGAGGAUUUAAGGGAUGCUUUCUACACAGACCAAUAUGAACAGGAACAUAUUAAGCCACCAGUGAUCAAGCUGUUGCUGUCCAGUGAACUCUAUUGUCGUGUGUGCAGCCUAAUUUUAAAAGGGGAUCAGGUGGCUGCAUUGCAGGGUCACCAACCUGUCAUUCAAGCAUUGUCACGCAAAGGCAUUUAUGUUAUGGAGAGUGAUGAUAUGCCGGUUUCGGAAUCGGACCUCACACAGUCUCCAGUCAAAAUGAACGCUCACAUGGCUUUGAUUGAUGCUCUGAUGAUGGCCUACACAGUUGAGAUGAUCAGCAUUGAAAAGGUAGUGGCAUCUGUAAAGCGUUUUUCCACGUUUAGUGCCUCAAAGGAAUUACCAUAUGAUCUGGAAGAUGCCAUGGUGUUCUGGAUAAAUAAGGUAAAUUUAAAAAUGAGAGAGAUUACAGAAAAGGAAUUUAAACUGAAACAACAAGUUAUAGAAAGUCCAAGUCACCAAAAGUCUCCUUCAAAAUGGUAUUGGAAACUGGUGCCUGUUCGUUAUCGACGGGAUCACCCCUUGAGCAAGCAGUUACCAUUUUUCCCUUUAAUGGAGGAUUUAAUGAGGGAUGCUUGUGAUGGCUGUUCACUUCUUGCCGUUAUUCACUAUUAUUGCCCAGAGCUCAUGAAAUUAGAAGAUAUCUGUCUGAAGGAAGUGACUUCAAUUGCAGACAGCUUGUACAAUAUUCAGCUCCUGAUAGAUUUCUCAAAUCAUUACCUGAACAGAAGUUUCUAUCUUACUCUUGAAGAUAUGCUAUAUGGCCCUACAGUGCUGAAGCCUAAUGUUAUGGUGUUCAUUGCUGAGUUGUUCUGGUGGUUCGAAGUUGUGAAACCUGACUUUGUACAGCCAAGGGAAGUUCAAGAAAUCAAAGAUGCUAAAACCCUCUUACAACAAAAGAACUUGCGUCCACCUCUUCCAAUUUCCAAUGCAACAAAAAGGAGCUUUAUGGUCAGCCCAGCAAAUGGUGACGUGACAGCAACUCCACCACAGAGUAGCCAAGAUAUUGGAACCAGGUAUUGCCUGCAUCCUGAAGAGUUUGUCAAAGGAAGCCCUGCCUUCAGUCCAUCCCACCCACUAUUGCCUUUAAGACAGAGGCAACACAAAUCUUCUUUGCCUUAUGAAGAUAGUCAAGAUACUCGGCAUCGUUCAAAUUCCCUUACUCGAGUUGACGGGCAGCCAAGAGGCUCAGUGUUGGCUUGGCAAGAAAAAAAACCAAGACCUUUGUCUCAGCCAACGCCAUUUGCCCUUCACUAUGCAACUGACAGUGAUAUAGAUGUUACUUCUGGUGAUAGUAUCAGCCUGGCCAGAUCUAUUAGCAAAGACAGUCUUGCAUCCAAUAUAGUCAAUGUAACUCCUAAGCAUCAAUCUCAGUUGUUUUCUCCAACUGCAGAAAGCAGUGGAAAAAGUUUGCUCAGAAAUGUGGACAUUGAAGAUGAGGAUGAUGAAGAGCUAAUGGCCAUAAUUAAAUCAAACGAAGGAAUGGUUAAUAAUUGUAAUCUUGAGUUACAAAGUGUUUCAUCGAAAGCCCCAAAUCAGUUUUUGCUCUCAAAAUCCCCAAGGAAGCAAAAUGACAUUGAAGCAGGAGACCAAACUGGCGGCUUUUUCUUAGAACCUUUAAUGCCUGCUGUUUUAAAACCAGCCAAGGAAAAUCUCUUCAUUGUUAAUAAACAUGAAGAAUAUGGAGAACGUAAAUACAGAUCUCCAUCAGCAAAGAAAAUAACCGAUGGACAUUUGCCUUCAACGCGCAAAAAAGCAGUGAACGCCAAUGGCGAAGCAGAUAUUAACAGGACUUUCACUCCCAUAACCAGCUCUGACUUCAUGGUAGUCACUGAUCCAAUCUCUACAGAAUCUUUAAGGCACAUUGAAGCACCAGGAGUUUCCAUGAGUAACUUUAGGCCUUUGGCAAGCAGUAGUGUUGAAGGUUCUAUGCAAGAAGAAUCUGGAGGUUUCUUUCUUCAUACUGGUGAUGCUGAAGAAGGAUUCAAUGACAUAUCAGUGAAUAAUACGAUUACUAUGGACAGUAGUAAACCCCGUGACACAACAACAUGGACUGUGAACAUCCAGGAUUCUGAUUCAGAGGUGCUGGAUAUGGAAGAGGCUGUACAAGAUCUAGUUGCUGACGAGGAGGACCAACGUGUAAGAAGCUGUUAUAGUGGAGAAGAGGAAUCUCGAAAAUUACAUCAUGAUAUGAAGGUAAAAGAACAUGAGGACAAAGAUGAUGCCAGUGGACGUUCCAGCCCUUGUUUGAGUACAAUCUCUCAGGCUAGCAGUACGUCCAUGACCAGUACCAGUAUUAGAAUGACCAGCUUUGCCGAACGUAAAUUACAAAGGCUUAACAGUACUGAGGCAAAAUCUAGUGCAAGUAGUUCUCAAAAGACUACACCUGAUGGGUCAGAAUGUUGUCCUCUACCCAUGAUGACAUGGAGGCAGAAACGAGAACAGAGUCCUGGUAGACAGAUCAAAGAUAGUGCUCAGAUACUGGCCUCUGAACUAGUUCAACUUCACAUGCAACUUGAGGAGAAAAGAAGGAUAAUUGAAGCUCAGAAAAAGAAAAUGGAGGCUCUCUCUGCUAGACAGCGUCUAAAGCUUGGCAAAGCUGCUUUUUUGCAUAUUGUUAAGAAGGGGAAGAAUGAAGGGAUUCCUCAACCACUCAAGCCUGAACAUUUCACAAAAGGAGCAGAAUGUCCAAGUCGUGAGGAAACUGUUGCUCAUGUAGCCCGACCGCUGAAAGCUGAUGAAGAUUUUCCAAGCCAAGAAGCCAAAGAAGAUUACUUAAAACAAGCAGAUGAAUUAGGGACAAGAGAUUUACAGGAGAAAAUAACUGAGGAUGAUAUUCAAGAGAGCAUUGCUGCUGUUCGACAACGAUGGUUUAGGGAACCCUCACAAGUUGGCCCUGAUGUUGAUAAGACCAAGGUGAAUUCUAAUGGCGGCUAUGAGGAUGUUAUGGCAGAUCUCGAUGUGAAUGAGUACAAUCGUUCAAUUGAAAAACUUAAUGAAACUUUGAGCAAUCUUCAGUUUGAGAUGCAUAAGCUUUCACAGCAGCAGGAACUCUUGAUGAAGCUUAAGGACCAAGUACCAACAACACCUGUAACAAAUAUCAGUCGUACCCUGCUGGAUCAAAAGAACAAGCAAGCAGUGCAAAUUGUGGAACCAUUAUCACCCACAGGUGGUAGUCCAUCACAAACUAUACGUAAGCAGCCACGCAGUAUGUCGUUGAAAAGCCCCCGGGCAGGAAGGCCAACAGAGCUGAAAGUCUCUAGGGAUACUAAAACGCAAGCAUCUUUUCGUAUUAUUACACCAACACACAGUGUAGAAACUCUGCCCCACUUGCGACCUUCCCCAGGUAGUAAACCACUUAAAUCUGACACUGAGGAUAUUGCUGUUCCUGCCACAGUUACUGCUGGAUCUUUUGAUGGCAGGUCUUCUAAAGACUCUGCUGAUCCCACUUCUGAAAGGACGAAGGAUACUGAUGGUGCCAAGCAAUGUGAACAAAAUAACCAGCGAACAUUGGUGCUCUCUGGAUUUCAGAAAGACAAUUAUAGUUAUUUCAAUGAUCAAAUCAACACUGAGGCAGUAAUUAGUACUCCAAACAAGCUUGAACACUCAUCACUUAACUCUUCAGAUAGUUCAGGGAAGGAGAACAUUCCUAUUGAGGAACAAUCCAAAAACAAAGCCAAUCUUAUUGAAGUAGAUCUCUCUGAACUAAGGGCACCAGCAGAAGGUGAAGAAUGUGAAAGCCAAGGCAUUUCCACCAGCCAAGUGAUUUGUGAAUCAGAUCAGAAGUCUGGAUUGGGCUUUUUUUUCAAGGAUGAUCAGAAAGCGGAAGAUGAGUUGGCAAAAAAGCGAGCUGCAUUCCUGCUCAAGCAGCAGCGCAAAGCAGAAGAAGCUCGUUUACGAAGACAGCAGCUGGAUGCUGAGAUAGAACAGAAACGUGAUGAAGCAAGGCGUAAAGCUGAAGAGGAUCGGAUUCGCAAAGAGGAGGAGAAAGCACGAAGAGAGUUAAUCAAACAGGAAUAUCUAAGACGUAAACAGCAGCAAAUACUGGAAGAGCAAGGUCUUGGUAAACCGAAACCUAAAGUUAAGAAGCAACGUCCAAAAUCAGUUCAUCGGGAAGAAUCCUACAGUGAACCACCAUCAAGAUAUCCUUCUACUCCUGAUAAUCUCAGCAGUGCUCAGUCUGGGUCCAGUCUGUCACUGGCCUCCGCGGCUACCACUGAAGCAGAAAGUGUGAAUUCUGGUGGUGGCAGUGGUAGUGGUGGCUUUUCACAAAGGACAGACUCCAUGGAGACCUUCUCAGUGUUGAGCCGAAAUCAGAGUAGGAACACAGAACGAGACUGGGAGAAUGCAUCCACAGCCUCAUCGAUUGCAUCUGUGGCUGAGUACACAGGUCCAAAGUUAUUCAAGGAGCCAAGCUCAAAAUCAAAUAAGUCAAUAAUUCAUAAUGCUAUCACACAUUGCUGUCUUGCGGGAAAAGUAAAUGAGCCACAGAAAAAUUCAAUACUUGAGGAGCUUGAAAAAUGCGAAGCUAACCACUACAUCAUCUUGUUUCGUGAUGCGGGCUGUCAGUUCCGAGCACUUUAUGCCUAUUCUCCAGACUCUGAGGAGAUCCAGAAGUUAACUGGCACAGGGCCUAAAAACAUUACAAAGAAGAUGAUCGAUAAGCUUUACAAGUACAGUUCGGACAGAAAGCUGUUCAGCCUAAUACCUACUAAGACCAUGUCAGUCAGUGUGGACGCAAUCACAAUUCACAACCAUUUGUGGCAAGCCAAGCGAUCUGCAGUGCCAAAGAAGCAAGCAACAGGAAAAUGAAAAGAAUUUUUUUGCUGGUUCAUUUUAAAGUUUUCCAGCAAUCUAAUGUUUCUCCCAUUUCCUCAUAGUAGAUUGUGUUGAAAUUGGCAUUUUUUCAUUUGAUUUGGUGGCUAUUUAGUUUUGGGAGACAGCGGAUCUCUCCAGAUUCUGUUGCAGAUUACAGAAUGGAAUCUUUUAUUGAAUGUUUGCACAGACAGUGAAAUGUUACCUAUUCCACUAACAACAAAAUAAGUAGUUGGUAUUUUUCUGAUGGAUUGUCAGUCUCUAAGUGCCAACAUUUGGCGGUACGUGACAGAAUUCUGGCUUUGUAUUCUAUGCUGGUUACUCUGGCUUGUAACUGUCUUUUCUUUGCAUGUGGCAAGUUUUCUAGCCAGUGGAUUCUUAAAGUAUUUGUGGACUGUGAUUGUGAGAAGAUUCCUCUGCUUUUUCUUUUCCUUCAAUUCCUUUUUGGAAUGGCAUCACCAUGGGAAUUGAAGCAAUGUCACAGCUGGAUUUGGCUUGAGGUAAACUUGUAAUGAAAGGCUUUCUAACAUCAUUCCUGCCAAUGGAAGGCCAUCUUCCUAUAUUGGUUCAGAUAGUUCUGUCCUGACUUUGGUUUAUCAGGGUCUAUGUGCAACAAUCAGAGCAAUCUAUUAACUGCCAAGAAACUUGACAACAACUGACCUUCAGUUCUGGAUGCUGCUUACCUUUCUCCAUGUACUCUUACCGUGAUAUGUACAUUGUGAUAUGUACAUUUUCACACAGCAGUGUGACCGAUGUAUCAGUAGUCAUUCUACUGCUGGAAUGGCAAUCAUGCAAAGCACGUGAACAAAUCUGCACAGACUGGCAGGAUGACGGCGUAUGCUGAGAAAUGCCUCUUGGGAAAUCCAAUUUAUUAAACACUUGAAUUUGACACAUUUUAUACAUGCCAUCAUUUUAGAGAGAGUCUGUGUUCUGCAGUAAUGGUUGGGUGUUCUUUGUCCAGUAAGGAAGAUUGUUGUAGAAGUAGUGUAUUACCACACAGAGCACAGUAUUGCUGUAUGGAGGCACACUGAAAGGUCACAGUCAAAAUUUAAUGCUUUUUAUUGCAUUGUGCAUUCUGAAAAUCUUCCAUCAUAUUUUCCAAUACUGUAUGAGCAGCAUGCUCUUGUAAGAAUGUAUAUUCUGUUGAACACAGCCUAUUUUCUUUUGAGUGAGCAAUAUUUAUUAUAUUUCAUAACUAGUUAUCCUGCCAUUCUUGGCUAAUGUCUGCAAAUUGGGCAUUCUCCCACCAGAUGUUUAUGAAACUUUUUUUUUCCUUGUUCUGGAGUUUUUAAAUAACCUGUCCGGAGCUGUGUGUGUUCUGUUUAAAAUAAAAUCUUAAUAUAAAGCGGUACAGUGGAAAAUAAUUUGAACAUUCUUGAAUGUGUGAUCACAAUGAUCCUUGAAGCUGGUUUCUUUCUCCCAUUACAUGGCAGUUUGUGCAAUCACUGUAGUAAACUUAGAUAAAGGUAAAGCUGCUUACAAGACACUUUUUAAUUUUAACAGUGCUAUCUUGUGCAUGUUCAUAGUCUAAACACUAACAAUAUGUAAACAUCCUAAGCAGAAGAAUUUUUCUUUUAAGAAAGCAAUUUUAUUUGCUACUGGCUGUGGUCAAUUUUUUAAUAUACAAAAUAAAGGACUCCAGAUUUGAGCAGUGAGUUUGCAGUUAUGACCAUUUACAGCAGUCCAAAGUGUGUGUGUGUGGCCACUUAAAAUGGGACAUUUUGACCUGAGAAAUGAAGACAGCUUUGUCUUUCGAGCAGGUCCAUUUCUUUAACAAAGAACUUGUGGUUUAUUGAUGUAGUUCUUAGUUUUUUAUAUGUUUUAUAGGAAAAAAAUUGUUAGAUGAUUUUGCUUAUGCUGUCUCAUCACUUUUUUUCUGAAAAAGGACUUUGUAGAAAUGCAGAAAUUAGCAGUUUGAGCUGUGUAUUUUUAGAAGUUUUCAGUUAGAAUUGGUGAGAUAAUCAUGGAAAUCUUGCAUGCAAAAAUGUAAUUACCAAUAACGGUUUGUAAGAAUCUUCAUGGCAGAUGAAUAUAUUUUAAUUUUUUUUGUUUUAUUAUUAGGGCAAAGUUACAAUCCAUUUUUCACUUUGGUACAGGUUAGUACACUCAUUUAUCCUGGCUGGUAAAAUAAUCAGCAAACGUUUAAUUUUGCUGAUUUUUUUAAUGAUGAGUGCACCAUACAGGGAUUGAGCAUUUUGAUAGUUGUUUUGUGUUAAUGUUUAAUGCUUAUUCAGUAAGGUCAGAGAGGAAAUAAUUAGAAAUGUAACAAAUUAAAGCUUUUCAUCUAAGUAAUUUUGUUAAUGAAUUGUGUUGUGUUAAUAUAGGCCAACACUGAGCUGUUUACAAACCAGUUUGAGAUCUGUAGUAGGGGAGAUUGUAAUUAUGCAACAUUUGAGAUUAAUAGCCGUUCUCCUAAUGCCUGUGAUAUGUUGGACUCAUAUGAGAUCCGGCAACUUGUGUGUGAUGACUUUCUUUCUUAGCCCAUGAAUAUCUUCAGGGGGCAGUUUAACAUUCUGUUAAAGCACUUUUUAAAUACAUAUAAAGGAUAAUAAUAGAUGUAAAUAUUCAUUGUGCAUUAUUUGGUAAAUUGACUUUGAAAUAUUUGGAACCUGGCAGUUUCAGGAUGUUGAAUGUACUCCAAUUUUAAGAAUUUGUAUUUAAAUUCUGUUCAGGUUGAGUAAAUGCUGGUUAGAAAGCCCCAGGUGAAGUGAAUUGUGUUCUAGCUUUUGUUAGCAGUGGAUUACUCUUGUAUUUUUAUUGUUUUAUAAAAUGCUACAUGCUUUGCCAAUUUUUAUUUUGGAUAAUACCUUUAUAUCAGUGCUUUAUUUAACUCUCCACAAAGCUUUGCUAUCUUGAAAACCUCUGAAGAUCGAUGAAGGUGAAAAUGUAGCUAUCUUCAGUCCCACAAUCAUAAUUUAAAUUUUUAAAAGCUGUAUCUGCAUUUCUAGUUUUGUGCCAAUUAAAACUAAAUUUUUCAUUGUUGACAAGAAACUUUUGACAGCUUUGCUGCUGUUAUUUUCAAUUUAGUUCACGUGCAACCAAAAUAUGUUACAGUUGUUACAUCACUUAAACACUAAUAUACCUCCUAGUCGGAAGAGAAACUGUUUACUUUAUGAUCUUUGAAAAUGUUAGCAUAAUCAGCUGUGUAAAACCAUUUGGAGACUGCUUGCCAACUAGACUACUAAAGUGUAGAUAUUCAUUCGAUGGCUUCAACACCAUUUGGGUAUGACCAAAAGGAAUUGCUAUAUUGGGACAUCAACACUUGAAGAAUUUUUACUUUUGUGAUUUUCUCCAAUUACAAUUUGCUUAUUCACAGAUGCCACCUGUUGCCUGUGUGCAGGCGCUGGUUCAUGUGUGCGCUCUUUGGGAAGUGAGUUAACCAUCAUUAAUGAAUAACCCCUGUGGCAGGCACAAAAGAUGCAUGGAUAUAAGGGAGAACUAGGUAUGGUGGAGGGAGUGAGGGGAAGAAGGGUGGGGGAGCAGUUAUGAAACUAGAAGAGAAAUCCAGAAUAUGUAAAGGAUAAUUUGCCAUAGAUAGGUAAUGGUGUGCCCCAACACUGCAGAAGAGCCCAUCUAGGCACCCAUGCUUAAAUCUUUAUUGGGCGACCUGUCCGCAAAAGGGCAACAAUUAAAAGUCAGUGUUCAACUGACAAAAUAAAAUCAAUGUCACAACGUCAAUCCUUUAAUGUUUUAAUUGACUUUCUGUAUGAUGUACACCACUUUUAUUGUGUAUUAACAAUGAAGAAAUUUUGAUUCAGUUUCUAUUGGAAAUACUUACCAUGCUCAUUGAUGACAUCAUCAGAUGCAUGAAUACGAAAGGGGAAUGUUGUGUAAAUACUGGUAGAGAGUACUGGUUACCAUAGACCUUUCCAUUGGUAGUGGAUACAGACACUUCAAAACAUGCACAGAUCAAUUUUGUGUGUAUUAUUCAUGCAAGGAAAGAAAAGUUUUCUUUAAAAUGCAUUUUCUGGGCUUAAGUCUCCAUUUGUUUGCAGUUGGGUUCUGAUAACCUGAGUGGUAAUUGUGUUCACAUAUUGUGAUAGUCCUUUAAACCAAUUUGCCCUUUGCUGUUCAUGAUUGGUAACAUGAGCAGGAUGGCAAGUGGAAAGAGAACUUUGCUGUAUUGUGAUAUUUACAAGCAAAGGUCAAGAUCUCCAAUUUUAUAUACAAUACCGGUAAAUAGGAAUUAAACUCUGCUGAUGUGACCAGUUUUGAUGUGAGCCAAAAUGUGUAUGUGUUAACACAGGAUAUUGGUAAAUGGUAUUCUUUGUAAAUGAGUGACUAGCAUUGCAUCACAAUAGCAUGUUGUAUGGCUUUGUCCAUCAUAAUAUUUUAACUAGCAAAAUAUGCUAGAAAAUUUGAGCUGAGCAAACAUUGUACAUCUUGCUAAUGGUAUGUAAAUGUGUGCAUUCCAAAUUAUGUGUUGAAUUUAGGACAACAAAAUGGAUUGUAGAGAUUUUCCUCAUCAGAUUAUCACAACCUCCAUCAGUGAACUGUAAUAUAGAUUUUAAAGUAAUUUUCAUUUUUGUGGUAAUUUUUUUAAAGGACGUAAAUAUAGAAGGACACCAUGUGCUUCGGGCCAUACGUUCAAUUCAUUGAGUUAGUUGAUACAUUAGCUAUUUCUCUUGUUGCUUGUUACUCUAAAUUUGGCUAAAUUUUAUUUUGGAAGCCGAGAAUUUUCUAUAGCUGACCAGUGCAGAUAAAAGGGAGUGAAAAUACUGUUGUCAAUUACUAUUUUACUCAGGUAUUUUUGUUUUUUUAAAUAAUGAAAGAAUGUCCAUGUUCUUUGCAAAUAAGAUAAUUUUGUAAACCAUGAACAAUUUUUCUGUCUUUCUAUAAGUGGAGGAAUAAAAUUCUCUAUGGUUACCCACUGUGCAUAAACUGUAGAAAUAAAGGCAUUUGCAGUCAGAGUUAAACUUUUACCUAUCCUUAAUACCGUUUUGAAAAUGUUCAGAGCUAAGUGAACAAAUAAUAUCCUUGAAUUUUAAUGCUUUUUGGACAGUUACCUUAUUUAAAAGAAGUGCAAUUAUCCUUUAUGUUGUUUUGAAACUGAGAUCUUUAACAGCAAGCUGUCAGGGGCCAUUGUUGUAAUGUGCAAAUUACCGUUUAUAUUGGAGUGAGCCACAUACAGCGAAAUUGGCUUGCACUGUUGCAUUUGGUAAUGUGAGUUAGGGUUGACAGUGAAUUCUUGAGCUAACAUACAAGUUUGUCUUCCACUCCAUUUUUAUUUUGUUCUCAUGGUUUUGAAACAAGUGUGACAGUGAGAGUUUGUGAUAAGUCAUAGCAUUUUGUAAAUUACUGUAUGGUAGCUGAUUGGAACUGUAAAUAUCCAAAAAUACCAGAAGUUACUUUUUAGAAGGUUUUGGGUAUUACCAAACAAGUAACAUUAAGCAAUGACAUUUUUGUAAUGUUAUCGUGCUUAUUAUCAUCAUCACCUAAAUGUUGCAUACUUUUAUGUUGAGUACAUAAAGCCUAUUUAUUUUGGAAAAGCACUGAAAAUUUAAUAAAGAGCAGUGAACUGUACUGAUCACGUCAUUUGUAUAUUUUAAUUCCCAUCAUUUUUUAUUUGACACACUUUUGCAACAUUUUUUCAUGUUUGAGUUAUUAAAGAUGCAUUACUUCAUUAAUUAGAGAAAAGAUUGGUUUACAAACAGUAUUCACCCACAAAAUAUAGCUGAUGCAAACAAUAUGUGAGAUCUGGGAAGCUGAUGCAUUUUUAGUCUCCAUUCAGCAUUUGAGGAUGAUUUCAGUAAGUGCUACAUUUGGGUAAGUGUCAAGGAAUGAUUCAGGAUACAGUCACCGCCAGUUCUAUGCAAGUCAAGUACUUGAUUCUGAAUAAAGAAGGUAGGUGUAAUUUCUCCCAGAUGAAGAUGAGGGGAUUCAAAAGUACGAAAGACAGUAUGAAGUAUUUUUCUUGCUUACAUGCUGCUGUAAGCUUUAGAUCCUUAUUGCUGCC
This is a messenger RNA of Mobula hypostoma (lesser devil ray), 11372 nucleotides long. RefSeq names its product calmodulin regulated spectrin-associated protein 1b (gene camsap1b). The record is from RefSeq and is a predicted model, not a curated record. Gene Ontology annotation, molecular function: spectrin binding; microtubule minus-end binding; calmodulin binding. The coding region runs from base 377 to 5413 and encodes 1678 amino acids. NCBI's taxonomy places the organism in Eukaryota, Metazoa, Chordata, Chondrichthyes, Myliobatiformes, Myliobatidae. Gene Ontology annotation, biological process: negative regulation of microtubule depolymerization; cytoplasmic microtubule organization; neuron projection development. Gene Ontology annotation, cellular component: microtubule minus-end. The transcript is spliced from 18 exons.